GGUGCACUUGGUGUUCAUGAGAGUAGGGAGGUGGGCUCUUAACCUGGUGACAGUGGGAGGCUCCCGCCAGCAGCACCCCUCCCACCUCCCCCUGCCCCAGUGGGGCGGUGAGACUCAGGUGGCUGCAGGCCCUCUGUUCCCAGGGUUUCUCCCUGCAGCCAUGAGACUCUGCCUCAUUCUCCUUGCCCAUCAGAUGGGUUGGUGAGGGCACCCCUGUGCUCAAGAGUGCCGGUGCAGGGGGGCCAGGAUGCCCCGGAAGGGCGGGUGCCUGCCUGGAAUGGGCGUGUGGGAGCAGGAACCGGGCAGGCCGGCUAGCUCAGAGGCCUCUGCUCGGGUGCACAGGCCCAGACUCGAUGCCCCAGGAAACGGGAGCGCCGGGGAUGAGGUGGAUCUGGGCCAUGCACGGGCCAGGCUCCUGGUGGCCUGAUCAGUGGUGGUCGUGAUUCCGUCUCCUGUCCUGUGGACACCCCUGAUUCCUCUCAGAAGUGUCCCUGAGCAGGGUCGGGGGGAUGGGAACAAGCUCUGUUACAUUGAACAGGCCACCUCGGAGAGCCGUCGGGGUGAAGAGAGAAAGUCCGUCCUCUGCAUGGAGCCCCUGGGGUGCAGACUGGUCCCCCUCCCUGCUCGGCGUUAAGGCCAGCAUCUCUCCAGUUCCCACCUCAAUGUCCCCUGUUCCCCCACACUCACCUGGCCGGGAACCUGGGGUCUGCAUGUGGCAUGGAGGGUGAGGCCUGUCUCCAAGGGCCUACUGCAGGGAGCAAGUGCUGAGUGAAUGGAGUGCAUGGUCUGUCCUGUGGGCCACUGUUGCCAUGGUAAUAAUGAUGGCGUGAUCACCCUGGUCUCCUCAGGAGAGAAGCUGUCAGCUGGGGCUAGGUGCUCACGAGCUAGGGCCUUGCCAAGGUAUAUAGACUCUGCCCUGUGGGGGUGAUUGUUCCCUCCCAGGGUGUCCCCCAUUUCUGUCACGGUGAGGUAAUUAAAUCUCUGGGACGUGUGGCCUCUGGAGGAGGGAGCAUUGAAGACCCAGGUCUGGAUCUUCUGCAAGUGCAGCAGAGUCUGGGGCCUCCCUGAAACCAGGUCACUGUGGCUCAGGGGCCAAUUCCAGAGCCUGGGGUUGAGGCCACCCUCCAUUUGCAGGUGGGGAGAUGGAGGCUUGCAGCCGGGACCCAGCUUCCGAGAGGGGGCAAGCCAGGAUUACAUCUGCCCGAGAUGCGAGUCUGGGUUUAUCGAGGAGCUUCCGGAAGAGACCAGGAGUGCAGAGAACGGCUCAGCCCCCUCCACAGCCUCCGCAGACCAGAGCCGGCAGCAACCGUUCGAGAAUGUGGACCAGCCCCUGUUCACGCUGCCGCAGGGCUACGGGCACUUUGCUUUCGGCAUCUUUGACGACAGCUUCGAGAUCCCCACGUUCCCCCCUGGGGCGCAGGCUGAUGACAGCAGGGACCCCGAGAGCCGGCGGGAGCGAGAGCAGCACUCCCGGCACCGGUACGGCGCCCGGCAGCCCCGCGCCCGCCUCACCGCGCGGCGGGCCACCGGCCGGCACGAAGGCGUCCCCACGCUGGAAGGGAUCAUCCAGCAGCUGGUCAACGGCAUCAUCACCCCGGCCACCAUCCCCAACCUGGGCCUGGGCCCCUGGUGAGGGCGUCCUGCAUUCAAACCCGAUGGACUACGCCUGGGGGGCCAACGGCCUGGAUGCCAUCAUCACGCAGCUCCUCAAUCAGUUUGAAAACACGGGUCCCCCACCCGCAGACAAAGAGAAAAUCCAGGCCCUCCCCACCGUGCCCGUGACCGAGGAGCACGUCGGCUCGGGGCUGGAGUGCCCCGUGUGCAAGGAUGACUAUGGGCUGGGUGAGCGUGUGCGGCAGCUGCCCUGCAACCACCUCUUCCACGACGGCUGCAUCGUGCCCUGGCUGGAGCAGCACGACAGCUGCCCCGUCUGCCGAAAAAGCCUCACAGGACAGAACACGGCCACCGACCCCCCGGGCCUGGCUGGAGUGAGCUUCUCCUCCUCCUCGUCAUCCUCCUCCAGCUCACCCGGGAAUGAGAACCCGGCCAGCAGCUCCUGAGCACACCGGCUGGCCAGCCCCCAGGGCAACAGCAGACACCCCACGCGCCCACGGACUGCAGCGCCACCGGGCCCGCCGUGGAGGAGGCUCGGAGGACCCACCCCUCCAGGCUGCAGAGGGAGCUCGGCCUCCCCAGGGACAACCCGGCUGGGCCGGGCGCCCGCACACACUGCCCGGGCGUCCCACCUUCCCCCCCUUUGUCUCUGACCUCACCCUCUACAUGUUCAACGGCGGAAAGGUUUUUAUAAUUUUAAAUUAUUACUGCUUUGAAAUAAAUGGACGUUUGAGCUCACUCGCGGCCCUGCAUGAUCUGUGGAGAGACGGGGUGGAGCCACUCGGCUGGGGUCCUGGCUGCGUGGACAGGCCCUGCUCCCCACCCUGAGCACUGGGGCCUGGGAUACCAGGAUAACCAGCAAAACAAGGACAAGACUGCUCUGACAGACGUUUUUUAAAGGAGAAAAUAUGUGUAUCUUGAAAGCUAUUUAAAAAUACACCUACUUAGAAAGAA
Cervus elaphus (red deer) is the source of this 2568-nucleotide messenger RNA. It is a transcript of the gene RNF126, whose product is annotated as ring finger protein 126. Gene Ontology annotation, biological process: protein ubiquitination. Bases 1143 to 2060 code for a protein of 305 amino acids. Gene Ontology annotation, cellular component: cytoplasm. The record is from RefSeq and is a predicted model, not a curated record. Gene Ontology annotation, molecular function: ubiquitin protein ligase activity. The transcript has 9 exons. NCBI's taxonomy places the organism in Eukaryota, Metazoa, Chordata, Mammalia, Artiodactyla, Cervidae.